Molecule: messenger RNA, 1305 nt
Organism: Anopheles stephensi (Asian malaria mosquito)
Lineage: Eukaryota; Metazoa; Arthropoda; Insecta; Diptera; Culicidae
Product: Holliday junction resolvase MOC1, chloroplastic-like
Exons: 3
Coding region: 1-1305 (434 amino acids)
Source: RefSeq, a predicted model, not a curated record
AUGGCUUCCUCUUCCGGUGCUCGAACCGCUAUCCUUGUCGCUCCCGCCGCCAUCACGGAGGUGGAGGUUGAAACGGAAGACCACGAUGGUGAUGCAUCGUCGGCGCAGCAACCGCGGACACGAUUGUCCCGCCGGCGCAUACGGCGUGUGGUGGCGGGCACGGGCAUCGGAGGGGGCCAACGUGAAGCGAGCGACACCGAUGGAGGAGGAGGUACUGCACGAGCGCCAGUCGAAGCAGUCGACGAUACCGUGAACGAUCCCGGUAAUGAUGGAGGUGCCUCCGCCGCUGCUGUUGCUGCUGCUGUCGCCGCCACUGCCUUAGCCAUCACCGCUAGUUCCGGCGGUGGUGGCAGUAGUAGUAACGUAAACAUCAGCGGUGGUUCGAUUAAUAGUAGCAGUGGUAGUAGCGCCGUGCCACCAGGCAAUAGUUACGAUAGCAAAAGUGGGCCGAUGCAGCCGACUGGUGGUGGUGGUGGUGGUGCAGCGGCAAUAGCGCUGGCGCUGAACCAGCAGCAGCCGGCGAACAUAGCGGUUGGAUCGUCGGCGGCGGCGGCUGCCGCUGCGGUGGUGGCCCUCGUUGGUGGACCGCUGAUGGCCGAAUACAUCAAAGGCGAUGUAGGUGUGACGUUUCCGCUCGCUGGUACACAACCUUCCCCACCAUCACCGUUGGGUAGCGGUAGUAGUGUCAGCGCAGGUGGUGGUGGAGGUGGCGGCGGCGGCUGCGGCGGUGGAGAAGGACCUUCCCAUAAGCAGCAACUAGUGGGAUCGCUGAAGCUACAACAAUCUCAAACCUCCCAACCAUUGUCGAUGCAGCAUCAGCCACCACAACAGCAGCAUCAGCAGCCCCAAACGGCACCGCUACCUUUACUGUCGCCGAAAUCGCCCCCGAUCGACGAGCAGCCGUGCGAUCUGCGCAUGCUAACGCCGGCCACCUACUUGCGCGAGUUCGCCAGCACCGUGAAGCCGGAAUCGUUUGCGGCGGCCGCGGCGACCGCGAUCAAGUUGGCCGCGUCGGCCAACACGGGCAGCGCGAGUACGGCGGCCGCAUUGCCGAUGCCCAUGUUUAAGGGCAUGACGACGCCGCCGCCGAUGCCCCAACCACUGGCAGCAGUGCCUUCGCCGAUCGUCGGCGGUACCUAUUCCUGUACCCGGUGCGGCAACUCGUACGCCCGGCCGCACAGCCUCAACCGGCACAUCCGAUUCGAGUGUGGCGUCGAGCCAAAGUUCGAAUGUCCGGUGUGCCACAAAAAGUCGAAGCACAAGCACAACCUUGUGCUGCACAUGCGCACGCAUCAGCAUCGAUGA